Molecule: messenger RNA, 433 nt
Organism: Rubroshorea leprosula
Lineage: Eukaryota; Viridiplantae; Streptophyta; Magnoliopsida; Malvales; Dipterocarpaceae
Source: the annotation of a GenBank genome assembly
GGCGUGUAGCGUGUUGUGUGGCCAUGGCAGCAACACUCACUUACUCCUACUGCAAGCCUUCUCCAUUCCUCGGCCAAUUUCCCCCUAACUUCGGGAAAGGGAAAUCAUCAGUUGGACAAAGCGUCAGGAAUCCAGUCUAUGCCUCUACAAUUACUGCACUAUUUUGGGGAUCUAACAACAAAUCCCUGCAAUUGGAUUUUUCAAGAGAUUUUACUUUACCCCCUUCUUCUUCUGCCCAACAGACAACACCUCAAAAGCUCUCCAUCUCUGUUGUUUCCUUCAAUUUUGGAGGUCUCACCCCAUGACUGGGAUGCUUGUACUUUGGAUGCCUCCGGUGCUCAAAACUUUAAUCCUUUUCUUACCCAUGCCUUUCUUUCCAGUUUAGAACAGACUGGUUGCGCUGUCCAGGUUGGUUAAUAAUCACACUCCCACU